Lathyrus sativus (Indian pea) is the source of this 2283-nucleotide messenger RNA. NCBI's taxonomy places the organism in Eukaryota, Viridiplantae, Streptophyta, Magnoliopsida, Fabales, Fabaceae. The record is from the annotation of a GenBank genome assembly.
AUGUUUCGUAUAUGCAACAUGCGGCGUGUUGUUAUUGUUGGAAGACACAGACACCUGAAACUCAGUACAAGUACGAGGAAGAGAGAGAGCAUAACCAACAACAGUUCAAACGUGAAAGACCCCGACAUCCUUAAAUGGAACAAAACUAUUUCUACUUACAUGCGCAAUGGCAACUGUGACUCUGCUCUACAUGUCUUCAACACCAUGCCUCGUCGAAGCUCUGUCUCCUACAAUGCCAUGAUAUCUGGUUACUUGAGGAACUCCAAGUUUAACCUUGCGCGGGAGCUGUUUGAUCAAAUGCCUGAAAGAGACUUGUUUUCAUGGAAUGUAAUGCUUACUGGCUAUGUUAGAAACCGCAGACUCGGUGAUGCCCGUAGAUUGUUUGAUUUAAUGCCUGACAAGGAUGUUGUUUCCUGGAAUUCUUUGUUGUCUGGGUAUGCUCAGAAUGGGUAUGUUGAUGAGGCAAGGGAGGUUUUUGAUAAUAUGCCUGAGAAAAAUUCCAUCUCUUGGAAUGGUCUGCUUGCUGCUUAUGUUCAUAAUGGCAGAAUGGAGGAGGCUUGUCGGUUGUUUGAGUCCAAAUCGGAUUGGGAAUUGAUUUCUUGGAACUGUUUGAUGGGUGGGUUUGUUAGAAGAAAGAAGAUAGGUGAUGCUAGGCGACUUUUUGACAAAAUGCCUUUUAGGGAUGCAAUUACCUGGAAUACUAUGAUUUCUGGCUAUGCCCAGGUUGGAGAUUUGUCGCAGGCUAGACGAUUGUUUGAUGAAUCUCCAUCACGAGACGUGUUCACGUGGACGGCUAUGGUGUCUGGGUAUGUGCAGAAUGGAAUGCUUGAUGAAGCUAGAAUAUUUUUUGAUGAUAUGCCUCAGAAAAAUGAAGUUUCAUACAAUGCGAUGAUUGCUGGUUAUGUGCAAUCCAAGAAAAUGGAUAUUGCUAGGGAGUUGUUUGAGGCUAUGCCUUGUCGGAAUAUAAGUUCGUGGAAUACUAUGAUUACAGGCUACUGUCAGAAUGGAGACAUUGCUCAGGCUAGAAAAUUGUUUGAUAUGAUGCCUCAGCGUGACUGUGUAUCUUGGGCGGCUAUUAUUGCUGGUUAUGCUCAAAGCGGGCACUAUGAAGAGGCGCUGAACAUGUUUGUAGAGAUAAAACGAGAUGGAGAAAGUUUAAAUAGGGCUACAUUUGGUUGUGCUUUGAGCACGUGUGCUGAUCUUGCUGCGUUGGAGUUGGGGAAACAAAUUCAUGGGCAGGCGGUGAAGACGGGGUAUGAAACUGGGUGUUUUGUGGGGAAUGCGCUUCUUGCAAUGUAUUUUAAAUGUGGCAGCAUAGACGAAGCUAAUGAUGCUUUUGAAGGAAUAGAGGAGAAAGAUGUCGUCUCUUGGAACACGAUGUUAGCUGGUUAUGCCAGACAUGGAUUUGGCAGACAAGCUUUAAUGAUAUUUGAGUCAAUGAAGACGGCAGGUGUUAAGCCUGACGAGGUUACCAUGGUUGGUGUUCUCUCUGCCUGUAGUCAUACUGGCUUGCUAGACAGGGGAACUGAAUACUUCUAUUCGAUGAAUAAAGAUUACGGUGUAACACCAACUUCAAAACAUUAUACUUGCAUGAUUGAUCUUCUCGGAAGAGCGGGCCGCUUGGAGGAAGCACAGGACUUAAUGAGAAACAUGCCUUUUGAGCCAGGUGCUGCUUCAUGGGGAGCUCUACUUGGUGCAAGCCGGAUUCACGGCAAUACUGAACUGGGGGAGAAGGCUGCUGAGAUGGUUUUUAAGAUGGAGCCUCAGAACUCGGGAAUGUAUGUCCUUCUUUCAAAUCUAUAUGCAGCUUCAGGCAGAUGGGUAGAUGCUGAUAAUAUGAGGUUGAAGAUGAGGAAUGUUGGUGUACAGAAAGUACCUGGCUAUAGUUGGGUUGAGGUGCAAAACAAGAUUCAUACGUUUUCAGUUGGGGAUUGUUUCCAUCCAGAGAAAGAGAGAAUAUAUGGUUUCUUAGAAGAGCUGGAUCUAAAAAUGAGGGAAGAGGGAUAUGUUUCUUCAACAAAAUUGGUUCUGCAUGAUGUGGAAGAGGAAGAGAAGGAGCAUAUGCUCAAGUAUCACAGUGAAAAGUUAGCUGUAGCAUUCGGAAUUCUAACCAUACCAGCUGGCAGACCAAUACGUGUCAUGAAAAACUUGCGUGUGUGUGAAGACUGUCAUAGUGCCAUCAAGCACAUAUCCAAAAUUGUUGGAAGGUUGAUAAUCUUAAGAGAUUCUCACCGCUUUCACCACUUCAACGAGGGUAUUUGUUCUUGUGGAGAUUAUUGGUAA